ACCUGUCCUGAUGAGAAGAAAAUGGUGCGUGUGUCAAACUGUUCCCUCUCCAACGAUCCCUUCCCUUUGUCGUCUGAGAUAUUUCAAGUCAUCAAGGGCCAGAUCUGGAUCUUCUUGGUCCCGGUAUUCCUGGGCCUUGUGCAGGUCGGGCUCUUCCUGGAGCAGAUAGGCUUCUUCUUGCGCCAUGGCAAGAGCUCCCACCGUACCAGCCUCUCACUCUGGAUCUUGGGGGUUUAUCCGGUAUUCAGCCUCACUUCUCUCAUUGGUUUGUUCAUUCCUCGAGCCUUCUUUGUCUGCAGCUUUGUGGGAUCCAUCUACCACUCUAUCACCCUCUGGAAAUUCCUUGCCUUGAUCCGAGAUUUCUUUGGCGGCUCAGACCAAAUGCUCAAGCAACUGGCAGGGCAGCGUGUUUCUCCAAACCCUUUCCCCUGCUGCUGCUGUUGCUGCCUUCCUGAGAUUGCUGCCAACAGAACGAACUUGCGAUGCAUGACACUGGCUGUGUACCAGCUCUCUCUCAUCCGGACCAUCCUCUUCUUUGUCACCCUUAUCCUGUGGACAGAUGAGAAAUACGACUAUGGUGAUGUGGGCUACACCAACCCCAACUCCUACAUCAAUGUCAUCAUAGGUAUCUCUACCUUCCUCUCCUUCUAUGGCUAUUUGCUCUUCUACAAGGCCACCAGACCAGCACUCACCGGCUACAGCUUGCGCUCCAAAUUCAUCUGCAUCAUCUUGGUCCUAGUCCUCUGUGGUCUGCAGAGUGGGAUCCUGGAAACUAUGGGUGCAGUGGGUGCCAUCCCUUGCAGCCCACCUCUUUCACCAGUUACCCGCUCCCAAGUAAUUUACUACUACUCAUUAGCUGUUGAAAUGUUUUUCAUUGGCCUGUUCGCCCGUUACUCUUUCCGAAGAGUUGAAUCACAACCAGACACUCAGCAAGUCACUCGCCAUCGAGCUCCUCAAACUGAGAGGGCUCAGUCUGAGUUCAGCAGCCCAGUUGAUGAAACAUCUAUGGAGGGAACCAACCCUGGCUAUCUCCCUGAUGAGUCUCUGUGUACAAUUGAGCACUCCCCGCUGGACAGGUUUGAUUUUAUGGUUGGGGAGCCGAAGGCCAGACAGCAGGAAAGCUGGGGACUGAACAGUCAGAGAAAGGGAACGGUAUGGGUGGAGGGAGUUAAGACAAGAUUGCCAAUUGAAAGAACUGGGGUUGAACUGCCAUCAACUGGAAUCCAAGUUCAAGCCCAGGUUGUCAAAGUGGAUACCGAUGGGAUCACUGUGGUAUAAACACAGUCCCUAGAAAAUUGUCCACCUUCACGGCAAAGACAGAAGCACCUGGAUUCUGGGAAGUGAAAAGCAAUAAGGUGAAGGAGAUGGCAAUGUUGAACACCAUGCUUUGGGUGGAAUGCAGAGAGAAAAGAGGAAGAGGCUUUCCCUCAAAAACAGUAUGGGGAUUUUAGUCUAGUGUUGACUAUUGGAAUCAAGAAGGUAAUUAGUAAACACACUAACAGUAGAAGAAUAAAAAAAGCAGAAAAGUCAUACAGUGGGGAGAAUGGAGAAAUCGUUGAGAAACAAUGUGUGUUUACAAAUGAUGGUCAAUGAAUAAUUUCUAAUGCACCCUACAGUGUACAAAACACUGUACAUUUACCUUCUCUUGCUCACAUACCCAUUUUAUAAGAUGUUAAACCAUAAGGGACGUUAAACCAAAAGAAUGGUAUUUAUAUAGAUUAUGUCCAUUUUAAAGCUGUAUUUGGUUUAACCUUUUAAAGCUGUGUUGUCUCCUCGACAAGGGGAAAGGUGGGAUCUAAAUAAAUAUAACAACAACAACAAAUGUAAGGCCACCC
Molecule: messenger RNA, 1835 nt
Organism: Sceloporus undulatus (fence lizard)
Lineage: Eukaryota; Metazoa; Chordata; Lepidosauria; Squamata; Phrynosomatidae
Product: organic solute transporter subunit alpha-like
Exons: 7
Coding region: 22-1278 (418 amino acids)
Biological process (GO): transport
Molecular function (GO): transporter activity
Source: RefSeq, a predicted model, not a curated record